AUGCCACUCCCACCGGCUCUGUUGGCGAAACUCCAGCAACGGGGGAUCGUUCGAUCAAAUGCAAACGAGGAAGUUAUUGCCGAGGAUUACGAAUCGCCUGAAACCAAAGAAAAACCGGCCACCGUUGAAGAUCGUGAGUUCGCCACUGGAUGUCCAAACAAAAAUAACCCCUAUCAUGUGUGCGUCGACUUUUGCUAUGAUCAUUGGAUGGAUGGAUAUCCUGAAGAAAGGUUAAACGAGGACUACUUAUAUCGUAAAAGACGAAUGCUGAUGCACUAUCCGCUUCCAGAAGGCUGGUUAGAGGUUUACGAUGCGGGUCUCCGAAGGCACUAUUAUUGGAACCCUGAUACCGAUGAAGUCUCUUGGUUAUCCCCGCGCCACCCCCAUGCUGUGAUUGGAGAAGCUGCCCCGAAGCUUGCACGAGAGAUGCAUUCACAAAUGAGGGACACCGACAAAGAUUUUGAUCCAGCUAGGGAUAAUUAUCGAGCUAGGGGAGGUGAUGCUGAUCGGGAUCGCUAUAGAGAACGUGAUCGAGACCGAGAAAGGGAUAGGGGAAGAGAUGAACGUGGCAGGGAUCGUGGAAGAGAUGAUCGAAUGGACAGGGAUAGGGAUCGUGAUAGAGACCGUCGCCGCCGCAAGAGUCCUGGGCAAAGCGAUUCAGACAGUGAUGAAGCUGCUGCUAAACUCGAUGUUACGGACCGUGAUCGAUUAAAGCGUGCUAAUCGCAAAGGAAUUGAUCCAAUGGAUCCUGCAGCUUACAGUGACAUUAAAGUGGGCAAAUGGGCAUCUGGACUUACUGAAGACACAAAAACUGGUGUGGACGUUACUGCUGGAGGACCUCUCUUUCAACAACGACCAUACCCAGCUCCGGGUGCUAUUUUACGAGCCAGAGGAGGACGACCCGAUAACGAAGAUGAGCAA
Molecule: messenger RNA, 921 nt
Organism: Mesorhabditis belari
Lineage: Eukaryota; Metazoa; Nematoda; Chromadorea; Rhabditida; Rhabditidae
Source: the annotation of a GenBank genome assembly